GUGGGGUUUACACGUGGGGAGCGUUGAUUGGGUAUAUUCGUCACGUGAUUUAUCUAUUGCGUCAUAGUCUAUAAGAGCAGAAAAACAUAAACCGAGAACUCAACUAAACUCCUCAACAAAAGACAAAUCGUGAAGGCCUGAACUAAAAGCUUCUGAUAUGGAGACGCCAGCAGACUUCCCUGUCAGUGUGGCCUUGUCCGGUGGGCGCCGGCAAGAGGUGCGCGUCGGCCGCUCCACGACCUGGGACCAGUUCGUACAAAUGGUCCACCUGGCAUAUGGACUGCCAGCUGGUACAGUGAAAUACAUAGACGAAGAGGGAGACAAGAUCUCUUUGGACAGCGAGGCUGAGUUUAAAGAGGCAGUCAACGUUGGAUUCAAGUUGGGAAAAGCUCAAGUUGAGCGUUGCAGACAACAAGAGCUCUCCUGCAGCAAUGGGCAGAGGGGUCCAAGCUUCUAUUCUGUUUUCCCUCCUUGCCCUGCUCCCAUGCCCCCCUCCACCUCCCUCCAGGCAUAUCCACCCCAGAGAACUGACCCACAACAGACCCCACCACUACCCCCGAGAACGAUUCUCAGAGCCCCGAGAACCGACAACAGACAGCAGCGGGGCGGCGGCUACUACUCUCAACUAGCUCGAGUCGUCGGAGAAGACAAGGCAAAGGCAGACACACCAGCUCCCACCACCACCACCACCAGCACCACCAACAACAACCCUUACAUUUCAACCUUUGUUCGCAGCAUGUUGACCGAGGCAGACAAGAAGGGAACGUCUCCCUCGAGCAAAAGUGUGCCCAACACCCAGCCGUCUGCCACUCAAGGAACAGAGAAAACCGGCAGCAACCCUUACGUGUCCAGCUUCAUUCGCAGCGUGUCCCAGGAAGGAGGGAGUUGUCUGGCUACUGCCUCUCCAGCUAAAAGUGGCUCCAAACGCCAACCGUCUACCGGCAUACGAGACAGCCCCAUCUCUGAGGGAGUCGACGACGGAUCAGCAGCCAAGAAACCCAGGUUCUAUGCAACCACCCGGACCAGAGGCUACAGAAAGGCUCUUAGAGAACCUCCAAGAGUCGAGAAAGUCUGCAAGGACGUGGAACGGAUGGAUAUAUCCUCGACGGGGAAUCCGUACGUUGACAGGUUUGUUCGUGGACUGAGCGAGCGUCCAGUUGGCCGUGAACUUUCGGCAAAGCGUGGGCUCUCGUCCUCCUCCCCCAAACUGCACCAGGUGUACAUGAACCCCUACGUCGCUGGAUUCUACAAAAGACGCUGUGUCUGUGAGGCCAGUCGACCCAACAUCUACGUCGCCCAACUCCACCGCAGUCUGUCUGAAGAUCAAAUUUCCAAGAGAGCUCAUGAGGAUGUACAGACAAAAGUCCCCAAAGAAACGAAAAUGGAGAUGAGUGAAGACCCCGGCCUCCCACCAGAGACGGGACCGGUCCACUGUGGUAUCAUGUGUGACGGCUGCCGACAGUGCAUCAUCGGAGUCCGCUACAAGUGUGGAAACUGCAGGGACUAUGACCUGUGUGAGCGCUGUGAGCGGGCCUCGGACCAGAUCCAUUUCCCCGAGCACCUCUUUGUGAAGGUGAAGGUCCCGUGCCAGUGGCUGGGACGAGAUUCCUCCGGGUUUAUGAGACCUCUGCUUCCCUACGUCGCAUACUGCCCUCGUGACGACAUGAGUGAGGACCAGAUGCCUCUGCUGGGGUCGGAGGUCGGAGGUGGCGAGGUCAUAGUCCGCCCGAGGGAGAAACUGCGUGAGGAGAUAAAGGCCGCCAAGAGACGGAGGAAGGAGGAGAAGAGGAGACUCAAGGAGACCAAGCUUGAGAAACUCCAGAGGAGGAAGAACCAUGUCGAGGGGAAGACGACAGAGUUUGUGGUUCCAGCUGUGACCUUCGAGGCACCCAAAACCUCCAGUGAUACCACCCAGAAACCAGCCAAGUACUUGGAUUGCAAGCUGGUGACUGAAACGUGCUGUCCUCAUGGCAUGUCCAUUCCACCCGGAGUAAAGUUUGAAAAGGGGUGGAUUCUGAGGAACAACGGUACCAAAAAGUGGAAGCACACCACCCUCGUCCACCAGGGCGGCUACAGACCGGUGCGGUCCGAGGUGACCAUCCCGGAGAUAAAACCGGGGGAGAGCGUGGAGGUCAAGGUGCAGUACCCUCCAGUCAGCGCCAAGGAAGUCAUUCAACACAUUGAGAGCACCUGGAACCUCAUCCACAAGGAAUGCACUGCUUUUGGUCCCACUCUCGCCGUCUCUGUCAUCAUCGAGCCUCUCAGGACCACACCCCCUUCCGCCUCCCAUGCCCCUCCCACCACUGACACCCAGACUCCGCCCUCGUCGUCUGCUGCCAACGACGACCUCCAGCAGAGUAUCGGGUUUCUCCCGGACGACACCUCCAUCCCGUCGUACCCCGACUUUGAGGUGGUCCCUCUAAUCAGUGAGGAGAUCCCUGGUUACCCCCAGGAGGGGGCCGGAGAGGACUCUAUCCAGCCGGCGUUUGUGAUGGUGGAGAAUCCGUGUUCUGAGGUGAUGAGCCUGUCCUCCACCGACAGUCUCUACCACACCUCCAGCCAACCUCCUCCCCCUCCUCGUGAUGGUGAUGGUGUGUUGACCCCUCCUGCUGCUUGUGAUAGCGAAGAAGAGACGGACAAGGAGAGCGGAGAUAGUGAAGGGUCUGACUCUGAGGAUGACUUUGUGGUGGUCAUCCCAGACUGUUUCAACCUGGACAUCCCUCUCUCCUCCCACUCUGCACCACACUCCGUGACACACUCUCGCGGUGACUUUGACCUCACGGGCACCUCACCCGGCCCCGCCCCCACCACCGCCACUGCUGCCGAUGAUGUAAUGACGAGGUCGUCAGACUCCACUCCAUCCCCGUUCCAGCCGCCGGUCCCACACGUGGACCCCGGACAGCAAACUCCACCCACCGCUGCCGUACCCAAGACGACAGGGGCUAGCCCACAGACGGAGCGACGUCAGUUUGUUCCUUCACGGGUGACCCUGCGUGAGGUGAAGGACGCGAGGAUCAGGAAUCCGCUGACGAUGGCCACCGGGCUGGUGAACACUGUCACUGACCUGGUGGAGGGGCUGACUCUGGCGGGGAAGAAGAGAGAAGGGAGGAGGGGGGAGGAGGGGGGACAGCAGCACUGUCACCCACCACCAGUACCAGACGAGGAAGAAGAGGAGAGAUUUGUGGAUUGCCCAGAGCCAUCAGCUCCCCCGGCAGGAGACCCAGCAGAGGAGAUGGCCGACCCAGCCGAGGGUGAGACUGGGAGUCCCUGUUCACGUCGUGGCAGCAGUGUCUCCCUAUGUGUCACCACGUGGCUCCAACCCACCAGCACCGACGUCGCCCAGUUUGUCCGCAGCAACAGCCAGAACGAGGAAGAGUUAAGGGGGAUGAUGGAGCGAGAGUGGAAGGCCCCAGACCUGCCCGAUGACCCGGUGGAGAGACUGGUGGCCAUGGCAUAGUGCGGUAACAGUGAACAAUAUACAGGCAGCAGUGCUGUGAGAAACACAACUACCAACUCCAGGCGGUGACUGAACGAGUUGACUGGAGGUCUCCAGACAGCAACGUGGAGACACAAAGAGACAACACUGUGCCUCAACCAGCACUGAACCUGACAUCUUGCACUCUCUCACCCACCAAAUGAACAAGACUCCUACUCUAAUUGCUGUUGAACUACAAUGUGUUUUUGCCUUGCUGUUGUAGAUUCGAAGGACGCUAUUAUCUAAUCGUGCAGAACUUUAAGCUAUACCAACUUGUCUUCUGUAAAUCAUUGUAUGUAUUUUAUGUAUUUUAAUGUUGAACGCUGAACGCUGAAACUCAAAACAUGUCGAGAGGGAGCAGUGCAUGCUGCUGUGCUGAACUAGCUUCCUCUAACUCCACCAGAACUCCACCACAGUCUUUGGGAUGUAGGAACACCACCGGCUUCCCAUGGGCUCCUAUCAUGUGUUCAGGGGUGAGGGUUCUGAUCUUCCCCUGGAGACUUUGAAUUGCCUUCUUGAUGUCAUCUACCUCUAGACAGAUGUGGUGCAUCCCUCCUCCUGGUUUCUUGUCUAGGAAACCUUGGAUGGGGCUCUUCUCGCCCAAUGGAUGGAGCAGCUCCAACUUGGUGUUGUCCAGUUUGACAAAGACAGUGUAGACUCCGUGAUCUGGCAGAGGCUGGA
Molecule: messenger RNA, 4156 nt
Organism: Geodia barretti
Lineage: Eukaryota; Metazoa; Porifera; Demospongiae; Tetractinellida; Geodiidae
Source: the annotation of a GenBank genome assembly